Microdochium trichocladiopsis is the source of this 1050-nucleotide messenger RNA. RefSeq lists its product as uncharacterized. Bases 1 to 1050 code for a protein of 349 amino acids. The record is from RefSeq and is a predicted model, not a curated record. NCBI's taxonomy places the organism in Eukaryota, Fungi, Ascomycota, Sordariomycetes, Xylariales, Microdochiaceae. The transcript is spliced from 4 exons.
AUGAUGAAAAUCACAUACCUUGGCGCCGUUGCCGCGGCGAUUGGUGCUUGCAGUGCAGCCCUCGUCCCCCUUCAGGCCCGGGGAUCCUGCAGUUUUGAGUGGACGGCGUCUGCCGGCGACACAUGCACGAGCAUAGCCAACGACUGGGGCAUCAGCAAGACGCAGUUCCAACUUUGGAACGUCGUUGACUGCAGCAAGCCCCUCCAGGCCGGCAAGGAAUAUUGCCUCCUUUGGACCGGCGACAACCCGCCUGGGGCCGGCCAGACCACCGGGCCGUCGCCAACCUCGACCACAGCCAAGCCGACCUCCACGACAACCAGCACACGGGCGUCUUCGACAACUGCCCCUACUGAUGGUCCUGUCACGCCCUCUCCGACCCAGGAUGGCAUUGCGUCUGGAUGCCAGAAGUACCACAAGGCCGUCUCUGGUGACACCUGCCAGGGCAUUGUCAACAAGUACGGCGGUUUGACCCUGCAACAAUUCUAUGCCUGGAACCCGGCAGUAGGCACCUCUUGUGCCAGCCUAUGGCUCGACUACUACUACUGUGUCGGCGUAUCUGGCACGCCUACUGGUCCCACGACAACAUCCACCAGCAAGUCCGCCCAGCCAUCGCCGACCAGCAACGCUCCCGGUCCCGUCCAAGACGGCAUCGCCUCGGACUGCCAGCGCUACCACCUCGUCAAGUCCGGGGACGGCUGCCAGAAGAUUGUGGACCAGUACAAGUCCUUCACGCUCCAGCAGUUCUACUCGUGGAACCCGGCGGUCGGCAGCAGCUGCUCUGGCCUCUGGCUUGACUAUUACGUCUGCAUUGGUGUCUCUGGGACGACGACGCCCGGCACGCCUCAACAGCCCUCGACGCCCAGCCCCGUGCAGGAAGGAAUCAAUGCCAAGUGCAACAAGUACCACGAGGUUGUGUCUGGCGACUACUGCCAGAAGAUCGCCGACCAGUACAAGAUCUCGCUCAGCACCUUUUACUCGUGGAACCCUGCCGUUGGAACUAGCUGCAGUGCUCUCUGGCUUGGCUACCACGUCUGUGUCGGCUCUGCUUGA